ACUAGCUUUCUUGUGCAGCACACACAACAGGAGCAGUCACAGAGGUAGCAGCUCCCGGAGACAAUGGGAUUAAGAGAGCGAGAGACGGACCGAUGCAGCAAACCAGACUGACACAAGUGAAGGGAGGGCAACGCAGCCGGUGAAGGGUUAACCACAGAGUUAAGGACGUCAGGUCAAAUCCAUCGGAAGGCUGCAGCGUCCAGGAGGUCUGCUGGUUCAGAGCCAAAGAGGAAGACCGGCCUUCAGACCCAUUCAGACUCCUCCAGGUUUUGGGUGGAAAAGCAGCGAGAUUUUAACCUGACUCUGACCUCACUGUGCGAAACAGCUCAGGCUCACCGUUCCAGAGAGCCACUGCUGGGGCCAGGCAACAGGUUUUGGCUGAGCUGGACAACUGGGCACUGGUGACUGGGAGAAGCCAGGUUGUGACGGGAACGGUGGUGCUCCCUCAGAUGGUGUGAGGCCUACGACAGUGCUGGCUCUAGAGGUUACCAUGAUGCCGGAGGGAAACGGCUCCGAGUGCGAGUGCGCAGUCUGCUGGAACCCCUAUGACAAUGCCUUUCGUACGCCAAAGAUCCUGGAGUGCAAACACACCUUCUGCCUGGAGUGCCUGGCCCGUAUGAGCCUGGCGUCCGUGCCGGAGAUGGAUCCAGGCAUGUCCUGCCCCUUGUGCCGCCACCUGACACCCCUGGGUGCCGGGCAGCUGGUGACGGGCCUACGCACCAACGCGGAGAUUCUGGGCCGCAUGAGGCUGCAGCCAGUCCACGUCUACCUGGACCACGGGCGCCUGUUCUACAAGGGGCCGGGCAAGGCCAGCUUCCUGCUGCGGCGACCCACUGUCUACACCCUCAGCCUGGACGUGGAGCGCGAGGGCGGCCUCCCCCUGCCUACCCAAGCAGCGCCAGCACUGGAAGACCGACUGCCCCAGAAUACCAUGUGGAAAUGCUGCCAGAGUCCACCCUGCAGAACCGCCAUCUACAUCAUGAUCGCUACCUUUGGCAUCACCAUCAUUCUCGUCAUCUCACUCUUCUGGACUAAGAAAAUCCUGUGGGAUUUGGGCUGAGAGAAACUCCUUGCAUUUAUUUAGCCACCCUCAGGAUGUCUACCCUCCCUCUGAAGUCCUUUCUCUUUAGUGACAGUUGCACGGUAGGAAUUGCAAUCUGUUCCCAGCAAGUUCCCUGAAACAGCCAUGUAACAAAUCCUCAGAUAACCUGUUUUCACCAUGUCAGUUGAGGGAUAAACAUUGGCCAGGGAAACCGCCUCUGCCAUUAUUUCCCCAAUGGUAACGUGGAAUUUUCUGCUGCCUGAGAGGGAAAAUUGUUUCAUGUCAUAUCCAAAAGGCAGGAUCUUUGAAAGCUCAGUAAUGCACUGGAUUGUCAGCUGGAUUCUGUGCUGAGUCUCUGGAAGCAGGGAUCUUGAACCCAUGACCUCCAGCUUCAUAACACGAGCUCCCACCCAGCUUAAGCAAUCGAUGACCCGUGAGGAACAGGAGCAGCAUCCGAGUGAGAAUCUUAGCAGGUGGGGAAUACCGCCUCACGUAAGUGGUAUCAGGCUGAAGUUUUGGUCUAAACUUGGCUAGUCGGUUCCUCACAGGGAGUGUCACCAAUCCCUGCAAAGUUUCAGGAAGGAAAUUGAUAUGAUCAUCAUUUCACAUGGAUACUCCCAAGGCCCAAUGUCACAGUGAGGCUGCUCAGGGUCACGUGGUCUCUUUGAGUUUACGUGUUCUGAGUGUAGCGCACAGGCACAAUUUCUAACGACAUCGUAUAUUACUCUUGUACAAAAUCACUCAGUGCAACUUCAAACUGUGAUUGUACCAUUAAAAAUGGAAUAGAUGUGGUGAGGUGCCAUUUAGAUCAGGGUCAAAAGUCACAAUGACAUCUCAACACAAUUAUAACAGACUGGGAGAGUAGGCAGUGUACCUGUUCAAUAUACACCAGGAUAUCUUCACAGCCCACUGAAGGACAGGUACAUAAAUACUCCAUGAGGUCAUGGUUUGGUACACUAAAUCCCAUCCGAGGGAAUUUAAUACACUCACCAACCCCCAUCUGAGUGAGGAGGCAAAACACUAACCUCCAUCUGUUUGAAGGUCUGGUACACUGACUCCCACCCAAGUGAGGGUCUAGAACACUGACUCCCAUCUGAGUGAGGGUCUAGUACACAAACUUCCAUCCGAAUGAGGGUCUAGUACACAAACUCCCAUCCGAGUGAGAGUCUAGUACACUAACCCCCAUCGUGUGAGGGUCUAGUACACUAACUCACAUCUGAAUGAGGCUCUAAUACACUAACCUCCAUCCGAGUGAGGGUCUAGUACACAACCAUCUAUCUCAGCAAGGGUCCAGCACAUUAACCUCCAUUUGAGUGAGGGUCUAGUGCAUUAACCUCCACCUGAGUGAGGGUCCUGUACACUAACUCCCAUCCGAGUGAGGGUCUAGUACACUAACUUCCACCUGAAUGAGGGUCCGGUACACUAACUCCCAUCUGAGUGAGGGUCUAGCACACUAACUCCCAUCUGAGUGAGGGUCUAGUACACUAACUCCCAUCCAGGUGAGGGUCUAGUACACUGACUCCCAGCCAAGUGAGGGUCCAGUACACUAACACCCAUCUGAGUGAGGGUCCAAUACACUAACACCCAUCUGAGUGAGGGUCUAGUACACUAACUCCCAUCUAAGUGAGGGUCUAGUACACUAACUCCCA
Molecule: messenger RNA, 2691 nt
Organism: Chiloscyllium plagiosum (whitespotted bambooshark)
Lineage: Eukaryota; Metazoa; Chordata; Chondrichthyes; Orectolobiformes; Hemiscylliidae
Product: E3 ubiquitin-protein ligase RNF183-like
Biological process (GO): protein ubiquitination
Molecular function (GO): ubiquitin protein ligase activity
Source: RefSeq, a predicted model, not a curated record